Entamoeba nuttalli P19 is the source of this 1197-nucleotide messenger RNA. RefSeq lists its product as hypothetical. Bases 1 to 1197 code for a protein of 398 amino acids. The transcript has a single exon. The record is from RefSeq and is a predicted model, not a curated record. Lineage: Eukaryota; Evosea; Mastigamoebida; Endamoebidae.
AUGAGCCAACAACCAGCUCCUCCACAACCUGUUCCAGGUAUUCCCACUAGUUGCACAAUGAACAUUAGUAAUUCAUUUGUUAUUAGUUAUAUAACUAAUCAAGGCGUUAUAAAUUUAUAUGGAAAUCACUCCCAAGACGUACAGAAUUUAUUGAGUGGUGUUAAACAAAAAGAAGUUCAAAAUAAAUCACAAACAACUAAAGAAACAGAAAAAUACCAAACAACAAACCAAGAAAAGAUUUCUCAAAAAUCUUGUGAUCACCAAAACAUUUCUGAAAUAAAUGAAAUGAAAGAGUCACAACCAACUGAAGAAGAGUAUCUUCAUGGAAGUGAUCCAGAAUUAAGUACUGUUACUAGUAUUCUUAAAUCAAUGGAAAGUGAUUUAACUGCUUUAAUCAAAAAAGAAAAAACUAUUACUGAAACAGUUAACCAAUUAACAGAGUCUAAAAAAACUUUAAAAUCUCCAAGCCAAGUUCAAGACCUUCAUGAACAAGUUGAAUCUAACGAAAAAAUGCUUGAAAAAGUUUCUAGUGAAUUUGGUAGAUUAAAAUCGUUUUCAGUAAGUAUGAGUGAAAUGGUACGUCCUCAGUCAAGAACAAAUGGACAUGAACAAGAUAGACAAGUAACUACUAAAAUUCCAUCAUUAGAAGAAAUGGAAGUUCAACCUGUUAUUGGACAAUUAAAAUUUCAAAAGAAAAUUGUUGAAUGGACAAAUAUGCGUAAUUAUCGCAUUUUAUAUAGAAGUAGUAAAGAUGGACUUAGUGCUCGUUCUUUAAAUGCAAGAAUAUGUGGAAGGUCAAAUAUAUUAAUUAUUGUUUUAACAACUAAAGGAUAUGUCUUUGGAUCAUUUUCUUCUAUUCAAAUCCCACCUCCACCAAGACUAGGAGAUUUACAUGUUGGAGCUGAUCCAAAUUUCUUUGUAUAUUCAUUCCAAAAUCCAUUUAAUACCGAACCUUUAAAGAUUUUAAAGAAAAAUUCUCAAACAUCGAUGAAGAUAUAUUGCAAUAAAGAACAGUCAUAUGUUAUUGGUUGUGAUUGUUGUUUUUAUAUUAGAUCAAAUUGUCCUUGUCAUGUCCCUUCAAAUUUCUGUGAUAAUUAUAAUGAGCCUUCAGGAAAAGGCAAUUUGUUAUUUGUGAACUGUGUUUAUCCAGAAAAGUUUGCUCUUCAAGAAUUGCUUGCUGUCGAAUUAUCUGAUUAA